Limulus polyphemus (Atlantic horseshoe crab) is the source of this 4027-nucleotide messenger RNA. RefSeq lists its product as uncharacterized. The coding region runs from base 26 to 1669 and encodes 547 amino acids. The record is from RefSeq and is a predicted model, not a curated record. NCBI's taxonomy places the organism in Eukaryota, Metazoa, Arthropoda, Merostomata, Xiphosura, Limulidae. The transcript has 2 exons.
GGCUCUCAAUAUUCUUGGAACUGUAAUGCCGACUUUUUGGUCGAAUUGGCACGAGAACGUAAUUCUGUGGCUUAGAUUAGGGGAAAGUUUAAUCGUCCCUCUGCUCUUUUAUCUGACGGAUUCCCCUCAUCGUGCAGCUUUGAGGCGUGCGUUCCAACGAAGAAGUGGCAAGUUCUCAGACUUUGGAGGUAUCUUUCUAAAUGGUGACAACGGCCGCUAUCGAAUGUAUAUAGAAGACGCCUUAGAAGGACAGAUGAAGCCUAGUCCGUUUGGAUCCGUCACCCCUAUUGGAAUCAUCACAAACUAUCGGAGAAAAGAAAAACGUGAGCAGAAACAUUCACAGAAAAGAAACUGUUCGAACACAGGAUCAAAGCGAUAUAUAUUAACCAGUAUCUACGGGAUCGACACCAUAUUGAACCCCAGCCAUUUUAAAAACAAUUUGAAGACAGUGGUACAAACCAAACCUCAGCCAGAGAAGCAUGAUGCCUGUUCUAUAACGAAACAUGGAAACAUGCAGAUGGACAUAGGUACAUGGAGAGAUGAUGAAACCCAUAUUUAUGCUAGUCUAUCUGACAGCUUUAGCAAUCUAAGUUACCAAUCAAGUUUACCUGACGGAAGUGUCUUUGGCCUCAGUUUUACAGAAGCUGAGGAACAAACUUAUGAUGGUUCUUUCACGACAAUUGCCAACGACGAUUUUGAGUUUCAUGAUACACGCCUUGGAGUCAUCGAUCUAUUGAUGCAUGCAAAUGACACCAAUUUUAAACCUGAAUCUGUGCCAAAACUUUCAGAAUCAGCGUUAGAAGAAGAAACCUACAAAUCUCUUGAAAACGAAAUUCAACUGAGUGAAAAUAACAAUUCGUUGGAAACGGUUCAAGACUUGGUGAUUCGCAUUGAUUCUCUUAAUGAUUCUUUUUGUGGGAAAAGUAAUUUUGAGUUUGAAAAUACUUCGGAGAAGACAAGACAUCAACCUAAUGAUACUAUCCCAUUUCACAUGUACCGAGUUAGCACCGAAGAACUGUGUAAGAGUGCUUUACCCCGUUCUGGAAACAGUUGGUUUUCGAUGAAUGAUCUUGACCGUAUUGGUGACAAGAAUGACUGGACAAACUGCGAGUCGGAGGAGGCCAUGUUUGUUGUUCCUGAAAAGAGUGAGUCCAUGGUGUCGCUAUAUGAGGUCCCUAGGACUUGUGAUCAGGCUAAAGCAAAAUCAGUAAGUGAAUCAAAUCUUUUCUGUGAAAAAGAUUCAGCUGAGAUCCACCCCAAAAGUUCUUCACAAGAGGAAAACUUCAGUAGUGAAGGAAGACUUUUGGAGGCUUUAUGGAAAAACAACAGGUCUUCGCUGGUCCUUGGACGAGGUAGCCACGUAAGAAAGGCCAAGAAACGAAAAACAAAAAAUAAACAAAAAUAUGGUGACAGGAGUUCUUCACGGAAGCCUUUAGAAGAAUUAGGGCCUGAUCUAAAUGGUGUAUGCUGCUGGAACAAAGAUCGUCACACAGGUCCUAUGCUAAUUGAAGAAUACAUGCGACCAAUUGAUGCUCUUCACGACUCACCAUCACACGAAGAAAAAAACAUUCAAAACUCCGAAAUGAGUAUAAAUAAUAAGGACAGUUUACAGUUAGCGCCACAAAACACAAUUUCUUUGAAUGAAGUGAUUACGGACAGUAUAAAAUGAAGAAUAUCAAGUAGACUUGUAUUGAAAUGAAUCGAGUCAUGACGUACAGCCAAAACAGCUGAUCAAAUAAGCUUACUAAGCUUAUACAAAUAAGGCUGUUAACUUUCAGUUUCUUUCAGUGAAAGCGAAAAAGUUAAUGUCAAAUGCACACGACUGUAGACGAUUAUUUUUCUCCUUGCUUCCUAUAUUUUCAUACAUAAAGUGUUUAAUACCAGCUGGCGAUUCGGCUACCUCUCCUCACCAAAUAUGUAUUAUUUUGCUAUACAAGACGUCUAUUAAGACAAAUAAUUUGGCAAUUUCGAAAAGUAUAUGAAUCAAUUGUAAGUUAAAACCCAUAUAGUAGUUCUCUCUCAUGUAUCUUAUGAAACUCUUUUGUCCAAACGAGUAACAAUGUUAUUCUAAAACGGUUGUUAUUACGUUUUUGGUAUAUAAAAUAUUUGCAUAAUGGCGUAUGUUUUAUUAAUGCGUUCAUUUUUGAUCUAUGUAAUGUUGUGAAUGUGCUUAAUAUAAGAGUCCACUAACCGUUAAAUUGGUAAUAUCAAUUCUGGAAAUAUGUUUAUCAAGACUUUUUACGUCAAACGUUACUUCACAGCGAGUCAGGUCUGCCUAGGCCUAACUAUGACAGUGCCAGAGACGACUCGGACGUAUCAGAACUGUGAAUUUACAUAAGUUUUUAAAUGUUUUAAGAAUUGGAUACCUGUAACUUGGUAUUCACUGCAAAUGUUGUUGUUUUGAUGUAUAUAAUGAUUCAGCAUUUUAUCAGAUUUCGGAAUAGUUUUAAAGGUAAUGUUGUAAGCAUUAAGCAACUUUCUCGACCUAAGCUCAAACACUGUGGUCUACGAUAUGGAAUAUCUAUAGAAUAUUGUUAACGAUUUGCUUGUGUGAUAAUUUCUUAAGCCUUGUAUAUAUGUUAAGAGAUAUAAUGCUUUGGUAAAAAAAAGAUUUGUGAACAUUUUAGAGUUGUAUAAAAUUGAGGAUUCAUGAGAAUCUUGUAGAACGAUUACUGUUUAAUUCUUACUAACAAAUAUUGACACUUGUCAAUGAAGUUUCUUGAAGAACUGGACAACUCCAUACUGGCAUAUGUAUAUAUUCAAAGAGCGUUAUAGCUGAACACCGUACGAUAUAGUAAACGUAGUCAGUAAUGUUUCUUGUACAUAGUUUUGUAAGCUAUUGUGAAUGUAAGGAUUUGUCAUCGCGUCUCAUUUCCUCUAAAACGCGCUCCGCAUUGGGGCCUUGAGUGCGCUAUAAGACUGACGGCCAAACCCCACAAUUCGGUCAGACAAGAGUAGUUCAAGAGUUGGCAAUGGAUGCUGUUAGCUAGCUACCUUCCCUCUAGUCUAUCAGUUCAAAAUUAAGUAACUUGUGUAACUUUGUGUGAAAUUUCUAAAACAAACGAACUGUUUUAAAGUAGCAUUUCCUGUUGACUUAGAGCCAUUUUAUGUAAAAUAAAGCAUUUAACUGGCUCUGCAGUUUCAAUAAUAUAUGUCAAUAACCGUUAUCAUAACAAGAAUAUUUCUAAGAGCGAUGCUGUUUGGCGGAUGAAAAGAAUAGAUUGGGACAGUUUUCAGAUACUAAGAAAAUUAAUCUAUUAACGUUAUCCUACAGAUGUAAUUUAAUUAUCUGACAAAAAUCCCUUUACCACCUCAAAAGUAUUUAUUCACCUCAUGUAAAUGUAUUUUACUCAACUAAUGAUUGGCAUGAAUUUGUAGUUUUUAAAUAUAUUCCACUUUCAAAUGGACGUAUUGUUGGUACGGGGGUUUCUUUAUGAAAUUUUCUGUUACUGAUUUUGGCAUGGGGUCCUCCAUUAAUAUUGUUUUAUUUUUUAAAACAACAUAUAUAUUUAUGUAGUUAUUUAAAAAUAUAUGAAACAAUGAAUUUUCAACAAAAGCAUUUUGCGUGUAUUGUCUUUGUUGUGCAGUCUCAAGAAUUCAAAGAGAAUGAAACAAUUAAAUAACAACAGCAACAACAAAAAAAAUCAGUUGGAAACUUCAUACCGAAAUAUGUCACGUGACUGUAGAGACUGUCGUCAAGUGGAUAAUCUACUGUAAAUAACAUAAAGUUCAAUUUUUUUUUGUAUUGAUAUAAUCUUUGUGUAUAAAAAGCAAGAUUUUAUCGGCUAUGAAAUAUUAUGUACGCGUUUUAGCUACAAAUACAUAACAGAGCCUUUUCUCGCUAACGAGUUACAUAAUAAUAAGAUUCAUGGCUACCUGAAUUCAUUCUUUGUGAGAACUUAGUAAAGCUUAGUGUGGCUUUAGAUCGUGUAAAAAAAAUAGGCACAAUAGUGUAAUUUUGUAAAUGGUUAAUUAUGACUAUGUAAAAACAACAACAAAAGUUUGUCAUGGUUGAUAAAAAAAUAAA